This is a messenger RNA of Ophidiomyces ophidiicola, 477 nucleotides long. RefSeq lists its product as uncharacterized. Lineage: Eukaryota; Fungi; Ascomycota; Eurotiomycetes; Onygenales; Onygenaceae. Gene Ontology annotation, molecular function: fatty acyl-CoA hydrolase activity. The record is from RefSeq and is a predicted model, not a curated record. The coding region runs from base 1 to 477 and encodes 158 amino acids. The transcript is spliced from 2 exons.
AUGGACUUGACACAGGAGGUCUUCGCAAACCGCGUGAAAACGAUCUUCGAGAGCGGCGGUUUCAACGCCGACACUGAGACCUGGGACACCCGAGUCCGCCAACAUGUGCAUUUCCACUCGGCCUCCUUGGGACCUCCGGCGAGGGCGUCUUUCCGCGCAAUCGUAGCCCCGUCAAUGUGCAACCAGCUGGGGAACCUUCACGGCGGUUGCGCAGCAACGCUCAUUGACGUUCUUUCAUCUAUGCUCCCGCUCGCUCUGCAACGACCGGGGAUAUUUUCAUACGGCGGAGUCAGCCGAGCUUUGGACGUCAAGUACUUGCGUGGUGUGCCGGAGGGUGUAGAGAUGGAGAUUUUCUGUGAAGUUGGUAGUUUGGGAAGGAGACUGGCAAUGUUUACGGCGGAGAUUCGCCGUGUGGAUAAUGGGGAACUUUGUGUCAUUGGAUUGCAUGAUAAGGCGAAUACGGACCCCAAGUUAUGA